GUAGCGCUGACAGUUGUAGGCACCGGUUCGUUACUGAUUUAUCCACACAAUGAGAAAUUUUAUCUUCAUAAUUCUGUGUCUCAGUUUAUUUGCAAGUCACGAUGAAGCAGCAAAAAUUUUAGCAGUAUUUCCGAUACCUUCAAUCAGCCAUCAAGUGGUGUUUCGUCCUUUAACACAUGAACUAGCAAAAAGAGGUCAUGAGGUCACUGUCAUCACAACAGAUCCUGCUUUCCCAAAAGGAAAAGCGCCAGGAAAUUUAACAGAAAUCGAUGUACAUGACAUUUCCUAUGAAUUAUGGAACAGAAUAUUCAUGGCUUCAACUAAAGGGAAUAAGGAUGAUGUGAUCAUGGUCAUGAGUGCUAUAACGGAUGCGUUAACUGCUAUAGUAGACGCUCAGCUCAAAGAUGAUAAAGUGCAAAAUCUACUUCGUGAUAAAAGCAAACAUUUUGAUCUAUUAUUUUUGGAAGCUUGUGUGAGACCUGCUUUAGUAUAUUCUUAUAUUUACAAAGCACCAGUGAUUCAAAUAAGUUCUUUGGGAGCGGCUUUGGAUAAUUAUGCUAACGUUGGCGCAUCGGUCCAUCCGUUCCUGUAUCCAGCAGUGACUAGACAAAGACUGCAUAAUCUGACUCUGGUUGAAAAAAUCAAGGAACUGUAUUACGAUUUUAUGAUCGACAAAGUGUAUUUCAACAGUAUGGUUAAAGAAAAUGAAAUGCUUAACACACAUUUUAAAAAUAUUCCUCCAGUGGCUGAAUUGAAUAAUAAUGUGGACAUGCUGUUCCUGAAUGUGCAUCCAGUGUUUGAAGGGAUUCGACCAGUGCCUCCAUCUGUGGUGUAUAUGGGAGGUUUGCAUCAGAAACCUAAUAAGCCAUUGCCAGAGGAACUCAAAUCUUAUCUAGAUGCAUCUAAGAAUGGAGUGAUAUACAUAAGCUUUGGUACAAACGUGGAUCCCACUAAAUUCGCAGCUGACAGGAUUGAAGUUCUCGUGAAAACAUUAUCUCAGAUGCCUUACGAUAUUCUAUGGAAAUGGAACGAUGAUGUUCUGCCUGGACGCACUGAUAAUAUUAGGAUAGCAAAAUGGCUGCCUCAGCAAUACCUUCUACAACAUCCAAAACUGAAGCUGUUCAUCACGCAAGCUGGGUUGCAGUCAACAGAUGAAGCUAUAUCAGCUGGUGUACCUCUAAUUGCCAUCCCUAUGUUUGGUGACCAAUGGUACAAUGCAGAGAAAUAUGAAUACUUCAAAAUCGGCAAAAAAUUGUUCAUGGAGAGGUUGACUGUGGAAGAAUUUAAAAAUGCUAUUAAUACUGUCAUUAAUGAUGAAAGCUACCGAAAGAACAUUGUUAAACUACGCAGCGUGAUGCGUGAUGAAAUCGAGACUCCACUAGAGCGCGCCGUUUGGUGGACGGAACACGUGCUGCGUCACGGCGGCGCGAGACAUCUGCGAGGACCUGCAGCCAACAUGUCGUGGGCAGAGUACCUCGAACUAGAAUUAGUGUUUACCUUACUAUUAGGACUGUUAGCAGUAAUUUCAGUAUUAUUUGUAAUUCUUAGAUUUUUGUACAAAAUAAUGUUUGCAUCUACUAUCACUGUUAAAAAGUCUAAACGUAGUUGAUUGAAAUAAUUAUUGUGAUAUUUUUUUAUUUUCUUGUAAAUAUCUAGUAUAUUUUUUUUAUAAAUAGGU
Spodoptera exigua (beet armyworm) is the source of this 1678-nucleotide messenger RNA. The record is from the annotation of a GenBank genome assembly. Lineage: Eukaryota; Metazoa; Arthropoda; Insecta; Lepidoptera; Noctuidae.